Messenger RNA from Branchiostoma floridae (Florida lancelet), 13116 nucleotides. Its product is annotated as filamin-C-like. Gene Ontology annotation, biological process: actin cytoskeleton organization. The record is from RefSeq and is a predicted model, not a curated record. The transcript is spliced from 53 exons. Bases 556 to 11652 code for a protein of 3698 amino acids. Lineage: Eukaryota; Metazoa; Chordata; Leptocardii; Amphioxiformes; Branchiostomatidae. Gene Ontology annotation, molecular function: actin filament binding.
AGUGUUGACGACAAGUGCGUCGAGGCCUCCGACCGACCAAUCCGGUUCUCCCAGUGCCAGCAACACUGCGCGCCAUUUGCUCGACGUCAGCCCGAAGAUUAAUAAAUUUGAAUAGGUUCAUAGGCAAGAAGAUUCCUGAAAUCACUUCAGCAGCAGACGCCGGCCAAGCCGUGUCCGCUCUUCGCUACAGAGAGAACGAGAGCCACAGAGAGAGAGAGAGGGAUACACUUUUCCAAAAGUGCCGUGUACCCCUACGACGAAGUCCAGACAGAUACAAGACCCACCGCGUUGCCUUUACAAGUCCAGUACCACCACACCCCCUGGUGCUACGACUCAUCUGUGUCUCGGAGUUCAUCAUAUCCCUUCCAGCUGUGAAAUCAUUACCGAAGCGACUACUGGGAUAGUAGACAAGCAUCCUGUUGGUCUGGGAUUCGAGCGCAACAAGUUUUUUUCUUUCCUGUGGAUUCAAGCGUUCCCCCCCUCUACCGGAAGUUUGCCCGGUCCUAUUGAUUUGUGCUGUAGACAAUAUAAACGUGUGGCCCCGGAUCUACCACCAUGCAUACUAACGAGCGCAACCCCGCCGACGGACCGGAGGAAGAAGACAUGCCGGCCACCGAGCGAGAUCUCGCCGAGGACGCGCCAUGGAAGCGCAUCCAGAAGAACACCUUCACCCGAUGGUGCAACGAGCACCUCAAGAAGGCCAACAAGAACAUCAACGAUCUCGAGACGGAUUUGAGCGACGGCUUACGACUGAUCGCGCUCAUCGAGGUUUUGUCGCACAAGAGAAUUCCACGCUACAACAAGAGGCCCACCUUUCGGGCCAUGAAACUAGAGAACGUCUCGGCGGCACUGCAGUUUCUAGAAGACGAACACAUCAAAAUUGUCAAUAUCGAUUCCAGUGACAUAGUGAACGGCAAGUUAAAGCUGAUCCUGGGUCUAAUAUGGACCCUCAUCCUGCACUACUCCAUCUCCAUGCCCAUGUGGGAGGGAGACGACGAGCCCGCGGUCAAACAGACGCCCAAGGAGAAACUUCUGGGCUUCGUGCAGGCCAAGGUGCCCGACCUGCCCGUCAAGAACUUCAACAAGGACUGGAACGACGGCAAGGCCUGCGGUGCGCUGGUGGACGCCUGCGCCCCUGGCCUGUGCCCUGACUGGGAGGACUGGAACCCCAAUGAUAAGGUGAAGAACUGUGAGGAGGCCAUGGACUUGGCCGACAAGUGGCUGGGAGUUCCCAAGCUCCUGAGCCCAGAGGACAUGGCCAGCCCCCAUGUGGAUGACCUCAGUGUGAUGACCUACGUCUCACAGUUCCCACAGGCCAAGCUCAAGCCUGGUGCUCCCCUCAGACCCAAGACUAACCCCAACAAGGCCCCAGCAGCACCACCAGCACAGCCAAAUAAGGUUCGUGUCUUCGGCAAGGGCGUGGAAGCGACCGGAAACCAGGUGGGCAGCCCCGCCCCCUUCACCAUCGACACGUUCAGCGCCGGUGGCGGAGACAUCAAGGUUUCCGUGGAGAACCCUCGCGGGAAACAGGAGCAGUUCAAACUGGAAGAGAACCUGAACAAGGCUAAGACAUACACCUGUACCUACACACCUACCAUGGAGGGCACCUAUGUGGUGAAAGUGAUCUUUGCUGGCAAGGAAGUGCCCAAGAGCCCCUUCAAGGUGGGCGUGGCCGCAAGCAAGAGCGACCCCAGCAAGUGCUCGGCCAAGGGACCCGGGCUCGAAUCCGCCGGCGUCGUGGCGAACAAGGCGACGUACUUCGACAUCUUUACAGCAGGUGCCGGACCCGGCGCUGUGAACGUUGUCAUCGCCGACCCUGACGGUAAGACGAACACGGUUCCCGUGGAGAUGGAACAGACGGGUGACGGACAGUUCCGUUGCACGUACAAACCACUGAAGAUGGGCAUCCACACCAUCACUGUCACCUUCGAUGGCAGCAACAUUCCAAAGAGCCCCUUCAAGGUCAACGUGGCCAUGCCGAAAGAAGACCCAGCCUCUACUACAGGAACGCUUAUAGACUUUGGCGACGACUCACCAACUAAAGGGAGUACGCAAAAGAAGGAGACUCCCCCAGCGUUCUCCUCGCCGGGCCUCCUGGACGAUGGUGGGAGUCUCGACACUAAAUCUCCCUCUGAUCCUCUCUCUAACCAACAAGCUCUUAAACCUGACUCUAGCCAAGACCUGCUCGGCUUUGACUCUGAAGAAGAAGACGAGGAUGCUGUGAACGCUGCGGCGUGCAGAGCGUAUGGACGUGGUAUCCAGGCCCGUGGCGUCCGUGCCAAGGAGGUCGCAGAUUUCCGUGUGGUGACCAAAGCCGCCGGGCAGGGCGAACUGAAGGUGUCCGUCAUCGGACCAGGUGGUAUGGAGAUGCCAGUCAAGGUGUCCGACCAGGGUGACGGUAACUACGCCUGUCAGUACAGGCCGGGCAAGCCUGGCGUCUACAAAGUCAACAUCACCUUCAGCGGACAGCACAUCCCAAAGAGCCCCUUCACCGUCAAUGUCGGCUCCGAGGCCAAGCCGUCCAGGAUUCGCGCGUACGGUCCUGGCUUGGAGGGCGGCCAGGUCGGCCACCCUGCCGAGUUUGUCGUAGAGACGGCCGGGGAAGAUAUUUCAGGUCUAGGUGGGUAUGAAGCGACCAAAGGACUAGGCUUUUCCAUCGAGGGUCCGUCGCAAGCCAAGAUCGAAUGUCAUGACAAUGGGGAUGGAUCCUGCGAUGUUGUGUACUGGCCAACGGAAGCUGGAGAGUACGCUGUGCACAUCGUGACAGAUGACGAAGACAUCGCCAACAGCCCCUACAUGGCGCAGAUCAGACCUCAAGACAAGAAGUUCACUCCUGGACAGGUGAAAGCAUACGGACCAGGACUGGAGAAGACCGGAAUCGUGGUUGGCCGCACCAUGGAGUUCACCGUGGACGCCAAGAAGGUUCCCGCGGGACAGCUGCAGAUCUGGGCGUACGACCAGGAGGCGGAGAAGAUGGACGUGAAAGUGCGCGACAACGGGAACAAGACGUACACCUGCACAUACACGCCAACCAAGGCCAUCCGCUACACUAUCGACAUCUCCUGGGACCAGGUCAACAUUCCCAACAGCCCCUUCAGGGUGCAUGUUGCUGAGGGCAGCUACCCCAACAAGGUGCGUGUGUAUGGCCCUGGUGUGGAGAAGACAGGACUGAAGUCAGGGAAGCCAACACAGUUCACUGUGGACUGCACUGAAGCAGGCAGUGGUGACGUCAGCAUUGGUAUCAAGUGCUCCCCAGGUGUGGUUGGCGAGAGGGAAGCCGACAUCGACUUUGACAUCGUGAAGAACGACAACGACACCUUCACGGUGAGCUACGUCCCCCCCGCGGCCGGGCGCUACACCAUCAUGGUCAUGUUCGGGGAGCAGGAGAUUCCCAAGAGCCCCUUCACCAUUCAGGUGGAGUCAGCUGGAGAUGCCAGCAAGGUGAAAGCUGAGGGACCUGGUCUGGAACCUACAGGUGUUGUGUCAGGAAAGCCCACCUACUUCACUGUCAACACACGUGGAGCCGGGGAGGGCAAACUGGACUUGGACUUUGUUGGACCAUCCAGGGGAGGAGGAGCGAAGGAUGUGAACAUUGUAGACAACAAGGAUGAGACCUUCACCGUACACUACACCCCGGUGGCUGCCGGCCCCAUGAACGUCAGCGUCAACUAUGCCGGCAAGCCCAUUCCCAAGAGCCCCUUCAAGGUCAAUGUGGCACCACCUGUUGACCUCAGCAAGGUCAAGGUCGAUGGGCUUGGAGAAAAGGUGAUUGUCAACCAGGAGAAGGAAUUCGUUGUGCACACGCGCGGCGCUGGCGGCCUAGGAGUCGUGGAAAUCACCAUUGUGUCCGUUACCACGAAGAAGGUGUUGAAGACCACUCGCGUUGAGAAGAGAGGAGACGAUUACAUCUGCGUCUUCACCGCACUAGAGGUCGGCAUGUACGCGGUGAAUGUCUCGUACGAUGGGUUGGUGGUCGACGGGAGCCCCUUCGGUUUUGAGGCGGUGCCCGGAGCUAACCCCGGCAAGGUCAAGGCGUACGGGCCGGGGUUGAAGGGCGGAAAGGUCAACAGGGAGCAGACGUUCACCAUCGACACGCGUGAGGCGGGACAGGGCGGACUCGGCCUGACCAUCGAGGGGCCCAGUGAGUCUCGUAUUGAGUGCAAGGACCGCGGAGACGGCACGUGUUCCGUGUCCUACUGGCCCGAGGACGUUGGAGAGUACAGCAUUAACGUCAUGUUCGCUGACCAGCACAUUCCCGGGUCACCGUUCCCCGCUAGGGUCGUUCCUGCACACGACGCCUCCAAGGUCAAGGCCAAAGGACCAGGGCUGUCUCCCGGCAACAAGGCCGGCGACCCCUGCGAGUUCACCGUCGACAUCCGGGAGGCAGGCGAGGCCGAACUCACCAUCGAGGUCAUCACGGAGACCGGGGAGCGCGUGGAUGUGAAGAUCGAGGAAACGCACGAAGGAACGUUCCGGAUCAAGUACGUGCCGCAGAUCGCGGGAUCCUACACCAUCACCAUCAAGUACGGAGGGGACCCCAUCCCGCAGGUGCCGAUCCGCAUCACCAUCGAACAGAAGGUGGACGUCAGCGGGAUCAGGUGUUACGGGCCUGGAGUCGAAGGUAUGUUUGUGGACGCCCCGACGGAGUUCACCAUUGAUGCAAAGUCCGUGAGCAGGAGGGGAGGUGACAACGUACGCUGUGUCGUACAGAACCCGUCCGGAGCCAAGACCGAGGCCGCGGUGAAGGACAACAGGGACGGAACCUAUACCGCCUCUUACACACCGUUUGAAGAAGGCCGCCAUCUGAUUGACGUGCUGUAUGAGGAACUACAGGUGCCGGGAGCGCCCUUCAAGGUCCAGGCUACGGAGGGCUGCGACCCGUCCAAGGUGCGCGCCUACGGGCCCGGACUGGAGGGCGGACUCACCGACAAGCCCCAACAGUUCACCAUCGAGACUAAGGGUGCUGGUACUGGUGGUCUAGGUCUGGCCAUCGAGGGCCCCUCGGAGGCCAAGAUGACGUGCAAGGACAACAAGGACGGCAGCUGCACCGUGGAGUACUUCCCCACCACCCCUGGGGACUACGACAUCCACAUCUCCUAUGGAGAACAGCCAAUCAGAGGAAGCCCAUUCUCUGUGCUGAUCAAGGAUGACAUUGACGUGUCCAAGGUCAAGGCGUACGGACCCGGUCUGGAGAAGACGGGCGUCCGUGCCCAGAACAUGCAGGUCUUCACUGUGGAUCACACCAAGACAGGCAGCGCACCUCUGGAUGUCAAGGUCACCUCUCAGAUGGGUGCAACAGUGAACACUGAGGUCACCGACAACCGUGACGGCACCCACACGGUCAAGUACAUCCCGCCCAGCGAGGGCGCCUGCAAGGUCGAUGUCAAGUACGACAACCAGAGCAUCCCACAGAGUCCGUUUAACGUCCGUGUAGAGCCUCCGUACGAUGCCAGUAAGGUUAAGGCGACAGGCCCGGGCCUGCAGCAGGGAGUACCUGCAUCCUUCCCCAUCUCCUUCACUAUCGAUUGCCGUGAUGCUGGCAAUGCUGACCUGGAAGUUAUCCUGGAGGACCCCGAUGGCAGGAUGAAGAGCCCAGAGAUCCACGACAAUGGAGACGGGACCUACACCAUCACCUACACCCCCGAGCAGUCCGGAAACUACACCAUCGAGAUCAAGUAUGGCGGCGAGCAGGUCCCGCGCUCUCCCUUCCGCAUCACCGUCAAACCCACCGGAGAUGCCAACAAGUGCUCCGUCACAGUGCGCAUCAGCCCACCCGGGCGUGUUGGGCAGGGGCAGUGGAUAGGUGACGGCAUGCAGCCCUACAUCCAGAUCGGAGAGGAGACCUGCGUCACCGUCAACUGCAAGACUGCCGGCAAGGGCAAGGUCAACUGCACCAUCCAGGACGCCAACGGCGAGGAUGUGGACGUUGACGUGGUCGAGAACGACGACGGAACGUUCGACAUCUUCUACACCGCGCAGCAACAGGGAGAGUACACCAUCACCAUCAGGUUUGGAGGUCAACACAUCCAGGGCAGCCCCUAUAAAGUACAGGCCGUGGAUGACCUGGCCAAGAUCCCUAACGGAACCUUCCAGCAGCAGUAUAUGGAGCAGCAGUCAUCAUCAUUUGCAUACUCAUCAAGCACUAGUAUGAUGAUGGAGGAACGUAGCACUAGUGUCACAACCCAGGAGGUUGAGGUUGAAGAGUCCCAACAACACGCGGAGAGACUCCACAGUGCCGUUUAUAAAACGGUUGACUUACUGUCGGAAGCCGAGAGCCAGCUUCAGACCACCAACGAACGGCUAUCGAGCCUGCAGAAAGAGCACGACGAUCUCUUAGAUCAGAACAGCAAACUCCACCGCUUGUACCACGACAAGCUCACAGAGGUGGAACAGCUGAAUUCUGAUCUGGUGGAGGUUCGCGGAAUGGCUGAGAUCAACUCGGCCAAGCUUCAAUCCAACAUCAGUAUCCUGAACGAAGAGGUCGAAGCUCUCAAGUCCAAGCACAAGAUCCAGGAGGGGCAGCUGAGAGAUCGCGAGUCGGAGAUCGAGGAACUUCGGCGCAGGAUUCGAGAACUGGAAGCCGAGAACGAGGCACUGAGGAAGAAGAUCGCAGACCUGCGACGGGAACUGGAUGACCAGACGGCAAACAUGGAACGCUACCAGCGAGAAGCGAGGGACGCAAACUCGGAGGUGGAGAGACUUGAGCAGCUACUGGCCCAGAGGGAGUCAGACAUCAGGGGCCUGCAGUCGGAUCUGCUGUCAGCUCGUGACGAGGUCAAUAUCACCAAGAUGAAGACAACUGAGAUAACCAGGGCCGAGAGCGAACAACUUUCCUCUCAGAUGAAGCUCAGUAACGACCUACAGAUGGCACUGAAUGAGAAACAGGGAAGGCUAGGAGCCAUGGAAGCUGAAGCGCGUAAACUUCGCUCCGACCUAGAAAUAUCGCGGCGGGACAAUGAAGAGAAAUUCGCUGAAAUCAACGGCCUGAAGAACAAGACGAGGGAUAUGGAGAGUGAAUUGUCUGGUCUGAACCAGAAGUUGUACCAAGACAAGCAGGCCAACAGGUCGCUACAGGAGAAACUCGAUGAUCUACAGUUCGAGAUGAACCGCCUUCGUCGAGAACUCCAGGAGAAAGAGGGCUACAUCACCUCCAUGGAGACAAAGAUGAGCAACCUAGAGAGCUCCGUGGUUGGCCAGAGCAGCGAGAAGGACGGGAAAAUUCAGGAGCAGAUGGAAGAGAUUCGCAGGCUGAGGAUGAAGAUUGAAAGUCUGAACGACGACAUGACAGAGCGCGAACGAAAGAUGCUGGAUCUAGCGCGGGAGAAGGAGGAACUGCAGGGCCAGUAUGAGUUCUACUACUCCGAAACCAGCAAGCUUCAGACGCAAGUGACUGAGAUUCAAACCGUUCAGACCCAGAUGGGAGGCAGCACUGAGGCACUCGAAGAUGAGCUAGAAAGUCUGAGGCGCCGACUGAAAUCUGACAACGAGCACGCCAACCAGGAAGCAUUCGAGCUGCACCGCCGCAUCACCGAGCUUGAGCUCGAACGCAACACCGCGACAGAGAAGCUGAAGCACAUGGAGGUCAACAUGAGCCAGGGGAGCGGAGAGGUGGAGAAACUUCGCCAGCAGCUCCGCCGCGCCGAGCAGGAUUCCAGCAACACCGAGCUGAGGUACAACGAGAUGCACAAGGUGAACGAGAGGCUGCGAAGCGACAUGGACGACAUCCUUCACCAGCGCGACAUCGCUCAGCGCCUUAGCAAGGAACAGGAGGCCAAACUGCUGAGCCUCUCUCAGAGGCUACGGCACUUGGAGGAGCAAACGCGCACUGAGAUUCUCGACCUCCAGUCCAAGCUGCGUAACCUACAGAACGAGUACCAGUUGUUAGAUAGGAAGCAGCAAGACACCCUGGACAAACUGAGGGUAGCUGAGAGCGAGCUACAGACGGAGAGGACCGCCAGACAGAGCGGGGAGUUCUCCCAGACGACCGUCAGCAAGACGACCGUCACAAAGACCAGCGCGGCGGACCAAGAAGUGGUGAAGGCAGCUCCAGCCCAGAUGCAACAAUCGGCACCUACGCCUCGAGCGGAAGCGCUAGAGUUAAAGCUGAAACAACUCGAAGCUGACGCUCUCAAAAUGGCUGAAGAGAUGGACUCCAAGCUGCGAGGAGGUCAGCCUGACGACGACCAUGACGGUCCAGAUGGCAUGGAAAGGGUCGGGGAAGAAAAACUCGGACGUAAACCCAAGGGGCAUGGCAAGCCUCGAAGGUCUGGUUCUCACACAUCCAGUUCUUCCUCAUCAUCAUCCUCAUCUGACUCAGAAGAUGAAGGGAAAAGUUCCAAGAAGAAGCACCCUAAGAAGAAGGAUGGAGAGAAGGACAAGGAUCAUCCGAAGAAGAAGAAGGGUGUUAACUCCGACGAAGAAGAGCCUAAGAAGAAGGGAGUAGACUUCGGAGCGCUGCUGGCUGAUGCCAAGUAUCGUCCUGACAAGGUCGAGCGCAUCACAGCAGUACCGGGCGAUGAAAUGAUGUCAGUACCCAACGAGGCGAUCUCACGUCCUGACGAUGAAAACUCUCGACCAAGGUGGCAGGAUGACGCGAAGGCAGCACCUGGUGAUGAGCCAUUCUUCGCCAGCCCUGCGGAAGCUGCAAGGCAGCCGUGGGGAAAGCAAGGCGUGGUCCCUGCCGAGGAGAUGCAGUCUCGGCCUGACGAGUUGAGGGCCCGGCCGUGGAGGAAGGGCGUACCAGAAGACGUGACCAUGUCAGGCCCCGACGACACGAGCGCCCAGCCACGGAAGAAGUGGGGCACGCCCGGCAAUCCAGAUGAUGAUGACGACAUAAGGCCGUACAAGAGGGGGCCAGAUAAGGCCACACCUGGGGCGCAGGAAGAGAUGAUGAUGGCUGAUGAGAUGGAGGCGGGCGCUCCAGGCCGGAUGAGGCCGGUGGAGUUUGUCGUACCCAUCUUCAUCGAGGUGCUGUCUUCAGGAAACCUGACAGCCGAGGUGAAGCAGCCUUCCGGCCGCAUCGCCCAGCCCAAGUUCAUCGACAACCGCGACGGGUCUCUGACCAUCAAGUACACCCCGACAGAGGCAGGGCUGCAUGAGCUCGGCAUCAAGUACAACGGAGAGCAUAUACCAGGAAGCCCCAUCCAGUUCCAUGUUGAUGAGAUCAGGCCGGGACAGGUGUCAGCGUUCGGCUCGGGUCUGAGUCACGGUGUUGCCGGGCAACAGUCCAACUUCACCAUCGUCACUAAGGAUGCUGGAGCAGGUGGCCUGGCCCUGGCUGUGGAGGGUCCGUCCAAGGCUGAGAUCACCUGUCGUGACAACAAGGACGGCACCUGCAGCGUGUCCUACCUGCCCACCCAGCCUGGCGAGUACAACAUCAUCGUCAAGUUUGCAGACAGGCACAUCCCGGGCAGUCCAUUCAAGGCCAAGAUCGUUGGAGACCAGCGCAAGCCCCAGCAGGUGGCAGUUGGAGCGGCUAACGAGGUUUCGCUGAAGAUCGCGGAGCAGGACCUGAGUCUGCUCCAGGCCAGCAUCAGGAGCCCCUCGGGACACGAGGAGCCCUGCCUACUCAAGAGGCUGUCCAACGGACACAUAGGUAUUUCGUUCACACCCCGUGAGGUUGGCGAACACCUCGUCAGCGUGAAGAAGAAUGGCCGCCAUGUCGCUAACAGUCCGUUCAAGAUCCUGGUUGGUCAGCAGGAGAUCGGAGACGCCAGGAAGGUCAAGGUGAAGGGCACCGGCCUGCGUGAGUCGGCCACGUUCGAUGUGGCAGAGUUCACCGUGGAUACCAGGGAAGCAGGUUACGGAGGCCUGGGGUUGUCCAUCGAGGGACCCAGCAAGGCAGACAUUAACUGCAGGGACAACGAGGACGGUACCUGCACUGUCACCUACAGGCCGACCGAACCUGGCAACUACAUCAUCAACAUCAAGUUUGCAGAUCAGCAUGUACCAGGGAGUCCUUUCACAGUGAAAGUGACAGGAGAGGGCGCCGGCAAACACACCGAGAAGAUCACACGAAAACGACAGGCCGCAUCCGUGGCAACGGUCGGCAGCACGUGUGACCUGAACCUUAAGAUACCAGCCAAUUGGUUCCAAAUGAUACAAGCGAGCAAACGGAUAGAAACCGUGACGCGAACAGAAAUCAAAGGUGGAGUCCAUCACCAUAUCCGUGAAACCCGAGUUGUGCCAGGCGAAACCAGUCCGUUCGACCUGUCGGCCCAGGUGACCAGCCCGUCCGGGAGGACGGAAGACGCGGAGAUCGUUGAGCUGGAGAACUGCACGUACAGCGUACGGUUCGUACCGGCCGAGAUGGGCAUCCACACCGUCAGCGUCAGGUACAAGGGACAACACGUGCCUGGGAGCCCGUUCCAGUUCACGGUUGGCCCCCUUACAGAGGGUGGUGCUGGGAAGGUGCAGGCUGGAGGACCUGGGCUGGAGAGGGGAGAGGUCGGACAGCUCUCUGAGUUUACCAUCUGGACCCGUGAGGCGGGUGCGGGAGGCCUGGCCAUCGCUGUGGAGGGUCCCGCCAAGGCUGAGAUCAACUUUGAGGACAGGAAGGACGGGUCCUGCGGGGUGUCAUACAUGCCAACCGAUCCAGGAGAGUACCAGGUCAGCAUCAAGUUUAACGAUGACCACAUCCCGGGCAGUCCCUUCAGCGUGGACGUGACCCCUCCGAUGGGCGACGCUCGCCAGGUCAGCGUGUCCAGCCUGCAGGAGACCGGCCUCAAGCUCAACCAACCGGCUUCCUUCGCUGUCCAGCUGAACGGAGCGCGGCCCGGCGACCUCCAGGCUCAGGUCAUCGCUCCAUCCGGGGCACAGGAGGAGUGUAUUAUUACCGAUGUGGAGGAGGGUCAGUAUGUGGUGAGGUUCAUGCCGCGGGAGAACGGCGUCUACACUGUCCACGUGACGUACAACGGCGUGCCCAUCCCCGGCAGCCCGUUCCGUAUCCGGGCGGGGUCGACGCUCGUGGAGGGAGACGCGGGCAUGGUGCAUGCCUACGGUGCUGGCUUGGAGGGGGGAAGAACAGGAGAGAGGUGUGAGUUUAUCGUGAACACGAUCAACGCGGGAGCGGGGGCGCUGGCCAUCACGGUGGACGGCCCGUCCAAGGUGCAGCUGGACUGUGUGGAGUGCGACGAGGGCUACAAGGUGACGUACAUCCCACGGGCGCCGGGAGACUACAACAUCUCCGUCAAGUACGCCGGACAGAACCCCAUCGUGGGCAGUCCCUUCAGGGCAAGAAUCACAGGUCCAAAGAUGGCGGGCGCGGUGUCAGGCGUGCACGAGUCGUGCUCGGUCGUGGUGGAGACGGUUUCCAAGUCUUCGGCACAGGCGAGCUAUGCGGGCGGGGUGCAGGGCGUGUCCAGACUGCUGUCCGAUGCCACCAAGGUCAAGUCACAGGGCAUGGGGCUGAAGAAGGGCUUUCUGGGACAGAAGAACAGCUUCAACGUCGACUGUGGCAAUGCAGGAACAAACAUGCUGAUGGUGGGAGUACACGGGCCCAGGACGCCGUGCGAAGAGGUCAACGUGAAACACAUGGGCGGACAGAAGUACAACGUCGUGUACACCGUACGAGAAAAGGGCGAUUACGAACUCAUUGUAAAGUGGGGGGAUCAACACAUCCCUGGCAGUCCAUUCAAGGUUACGGUAACAUAACUCCGAGGUGCGGUGAUCGUAGAUCAUAGUACCACUGCCAUUGUUUAGUCAAGACCCCCCCCCCCCUGAAAAAAAGAAACAUGUAUCUACUUUUUGUAUUGUAGCUCGAAGAUAAUGCGAAGCACCGUAUACGCUAUGCAAGAGAAACAAGAGAUGUCUGCUGGUAUAACCUUAGGGCGUGGUCACUUUCGUCGUAAGUCUUUGUACGAUUUCCACGUCUUAUAGGACUUAUCAGCAUGCUGCGACAGAACCAAGUGCAGACAAGGAUCUAAGAUUGCCUUUUCGAUAAUAGGAAAGCUGAGUUUUGUUCUAUGUAUAAGCGACUUUACCAAGAAUGACCUUAACUUGUGAUCAUACGACGAUUGUACGACGAAUAUGACUACGCCCUUACAAAAGGGAGGGGCUGGGAAGAGAAUAGUUGGUGCCUUGGACCCGUGUUAUUUUGCAAUGGAAUCAAGAGAGAAAAAAAAACGGGAACAAUUUUUCCUGAAAUGUUUAAGCUGACGGCUAUUGUUGAGGAUAUGUCUUAUGAUAUUGAUAUAGAGAUAUUAAUAGUGAUAUGCAGUUGAAUUUGAAAAUGCUUCAGAGAAAGUAGAAAACCGUGAUAUAUAAAUAUGAUAACCCCAUAAGUUUUGCCAUGAGAGAGAUGUAUGCUAAAACCCUGGAGUUCUGACUUUCUAUUGGUUCUCUUGCCGGCCGACAUAGAGAGAUUAAGGUUGAAAAAUUGUAAUGGGGAAAAAUUAUAGCAAUGAUGAAUUGUGGUGAAAAAAAAGUAAGGUUGAAUGGAAGCAUUUUGUAAAGAGGACGUGAGUAGACAGCAAAUCAUGAACUGUUAGAAGUGAAUUUAUAUGAGAAAAAGAUGCCAUUUUUAUAUUGGGAGAUAGUAGGUUGUAGAUGCAAUGGAUAAUAAGAAUAGAAAUCAAAGAACAAUGUAUACAACAUACAUGCAAGGGAAUGCAUUAAAAACUAACUGUAGGUUUAAUGCUAGACUCUAUAACAAUUUUCCAACAUACGUUGGAGUGAUUUCAAAUUGACAAUGAAUAAAUGACAAUUAUACAAGAGUAAGAAAGAAAGACUACACGAGUGAAAGCUUUUGUUUUCUGCUUGCAUAUACCCCACCUCACUUAUCUGGUGGCUAAUUUAAAUUAUAGAUGUUGUUGACGAAGACUUUGCAUAAAUUUUAGAGUUGUGUUUGUAUUUUUUCAGAGUAGUAUGAUAAACGGGGUGAUGAGAGUUGAAUAAAACCACGUUAGGGUGGACCCCUAUAGAGUAACGUGCACUUGGCUAACCACGCCGCAACUGACGCUUUUCGCAUUGGUGGGGCUAACCGACGCUUAUAUAAACAAAAAUAAGGGAGUGCCUUUUCUUACGACUGUUUCUUCCUGUAGCCGCGCACACGAGUGUGACGCGUACCGUACGUACCACUCCAGAACAAAUAAAAAGGUGCUUUUGACUUUUACAACA